CUUUCCUUUUUUGGGGGGCGUGUGUGUAUGGUCAUUGUGGUCUCUAACCCCCCAAACUCCAGCUUCUCUCUGUGCCCCAUACUGGAAGGGUGAUGGGGGGGCACAAAGCUCUGAGCUCACCCAGUUCCCUGGGGCAUCAUGAAGAGUGGAGAUGAGCUGGACACAGAGCAGGGCAAGUCAGGAAUGGAACUGGAUGGCGAGAUGGAAUUGCGCAGAUGGUGGGAGCAGAGGAUGCUGGGAAUAUCACCCCAAAGGAAUCCACUGAGGCUGAAUGUGAGAAGGUUUGUGCCCAGCAGAGGAGGAAUGGUCUGGAGCAGCCUCUCAGUAGGAGGAGGGGUGGGCAAGCACCCCAACCAGCCUGAGGAUGGAGCUGGGUCUGCGUGGAGCCUCUCCCCUGACCCCAGCACUGCCCAGGAGGAGAAGGCGCUGGAGCAGGGGGAACAGAUGAUGGAUGCUGCUGAGGGGUCACCCAGGGGCACCUCCCCUCCACCCCAUGAUGACUCAGAAGAACCAGACUGUGCCUGUCAGGAGGAACCUGGGCCUGCUGCUGCAGCCUUAGCGACCUCAGCCCAUCUCCCCCAGCUGGAGUCACACACCACCCUCUCAGGCAUGGGCAGCACUAUAUUGACCAUAGGGAGUCGCAUCAGCCACUGGAGACUGGCACACCAGCGGGGUUACCACGUGGACCAGCUAACACAGAAUCAAUAUUACAGGCACCGGCUGAGGAAACACGAGCGGGACUGCAAAGCAGCUGUGCCCCUGCCCCUCCUGGGGCUGAUGGAGGAGGAGGUGCUGGCAAUCUUGACAGAGACCCUGAAAGAUUACCGGCGGCAUCUCGGGGCAAGGCACCCGCUCACUCACCAUAUGGAGCAGCGCAUGGAGCAACUGAGGCAGCAGCUGGGGGCUAGGAGCACCGGGUCAGGAGGGGUUGGUCAGGCGGGUCCACACCCCUGUGUGCCCCACUCCAUGAGCCCCCAAACUCCCCUGCACCCCACCCCAUCACCCCCAAUUCCUGACCUUGGCACUUCACACACUCACACCAAUGCCUGAUCUCUGACCACCCUGAUGCAUGACCCCAUCCCUCUCCCAAGCACCUGACCCCUGCCCCCAAUCCCAGAAUGCACUGAGAUUUGGAACGUUGUAGACAAAAUUAAAAUGGAUCUUAUCUCCUUU
Mauremys reevesii (Reeves's turtle) is the source of this 1173-nucleotide messenger RNA. RefSeq lists its product as uncharacterized. NCBI's taxonomy places the organism in Eukaryota, Metazoa, Chordata, Testudines, Geoemydidae. The record is from RefSeq and is a predicted model, not a curated record. The transcript has 12 exons. The coding region runs from base 139 to 1050 and encodes 303 amino acids.